AAAAAAAAAAAAUUCCAAAAAAUUCAAAUCUUUGCGCCUCUCUAGAAACUGAAAUUUCAACCUACCGAAAGAGAAAAAACCCUAUCUCCCCGCGUCAAUUUCACGCUUUUAAAAAACAAAAACACACACUGUUCCUCCCUCCCUCCCUCUCCAAGACUCGAAUCCGGAUCCUUCGAGUUCGAUCCAAAAUAACCAAGCUCUCUCGCCAUCACUUGGUUAGUUCUCUCUAGAAAAUCAAUCAAUCAAUAAUGAGGAAAGGAGCCAAGAGAAAGAGAAUCCAGAAAGAUUAUAGUGAAGACGAAGCUGCUGCCGUUCCCGCUCAAGACAACCACAAAACCACCGAAUCCACGAAACCACCUACUAGAGCUAAGCCAGUAAAGGCAUCCAAACCCGAACCCGAAUACUUCGAAGACAAGCGCAACUUGGAAGACUUAUGGAAGGAAAUAUUCCCUGUCGGUACAGAGUGGGAUCAACUGGACAAGGUUUACGGAUUCAACUGGAAUUUCUCUAAUCUAGAGAAUGCAUUUGAAGAAGGAGGUGUUCUACAUGGGAGGAAAGUUUACCUUUUUGGGUGUACAGAGCCUCAACUGGUCCCUUUCAAGGAUGAUAGCCUAUUAAUCUACAUACCUGCAGUCGUGGCGGUUGCAUCUCCUUUCCCUCCUUCUGAUAAGAUUGGAAUUAAGUCGGUUCAGAGGGAGGUUGAAGAAAUAAUUCCCAUGAAACAAAUGAAAAUGGAUUGGGUUCCUUAUAUACCUCUGGAAAAUAGAGAAAGUCAAGUUGACAGACUGAGACAUCAAAUAUUUAUUCUGAGUUGCACUCAGAGAAGGGCCGCUUUGAAACAUUUGAAGAUAGAUCGGAUCAAGAAAUAUGAGUACUGCUUACCUUAUUUCUACAACCCCUUUAAGGAAGAUGAGCUUGAGCAGAGCACCGAGGUUCAGAUAAUUUUCCCAUCAGAACUAAAGCCGAUUUUCUGUGAAUUUGAUUGGGAACUUGAUGAACUUGAGGAGUUCACUGAUAAACUGAUCCUGGAGGAUGAAUUAUCUGAAGAUCAAAAGGAUGCCUUUAAGGAAUUUGUUAAAGAGAAAGUUCGAGAAGCAAAGAAAGCUAACAGAGAGGCAAGGGAAGCCAGGAGAAAGGCCCUGGAGGAAAUGAGUGAGGAAAGUAGACGAGCAUUUGAGAAGUUGAGGUUUUACAAGUUCUAUCCCGUGCAAACACCUGAUACACCUGACAUAUCAAAUGUGAAGGCAUCCUUCAUAAACAGGUAUUAUGGGAAGGCUCAUGAGGUUCUAUGAGUGGAUACAUCUAGGACAAGCGUGACAGUUUGAAGCCUGCUUUGGCUGCAAAGAAUCAAAUUUGAAGAUUUUGUUCACUAUGAAGAUGGGAGUCAUGCCUCUGGGGCCUCGUUAUAAUCUUCAACUUUAUCAGUCUAGGUGUCUCAGGGCAUGUAAACUUUUUAGUUUCAGAAUUUUUUUGACAGUCAGCACAUGGUACUCUAGCAGGCAUUUGUAAGAUAACACUGUUGAGGGCUAUCACAUUUUCCAGUUAUAGAGUUGCAGGUGGUGAAAUUCACCUGUUGCUUGGAUCUCUCGGUUGUUUCCCCCCAUACAUUUUGUUCUGAUAUAAUUAGUUUUAUUACCAGAA
Populus nigra (black poplar) is the source of this 1641-nucleotide messenger RNA. RefSeq names its product protein HEAT INTOLERANT 4-like. The transcript is spliced from 14 exons. Lineage: Eukaryota; Viridiplantae; Streptophyta; Magnoliopsida; Malpighiales; Salicaceae. Bases 249 to 1292 code for a protein of 347 amino acids. The record is from RefSeq and is a predicted model, not a curated record. Gene Ontology annotation, biological process: regulation of cellular response to heat.